AUGUAUAGAGAAGAAAAGCUAACAAACGCACAGAUGAAGCUCACCGCCAUCGCCACCCUUGCAUACGGGAUAUCAACGGCAAGUGCAUACGCCUUGUACGGAGGCUACGAGCGAAUGUUCUACUACUACGGCUACAUGAUAGAUGCCGACGUCAACGGACAGCCCAAGAAGGUUGCACCUAGUUGUAAACAGACUGGAAAAUGCACUUUCAACGAGUUUAUCAAAUAUAUCAACGAUUUAUCCAAGCCAGUAUCCGUCACGUCAGACGAGCUUCCCGAGGUGCACACCACAGCGCAAAAGCUCGAUACCCUACAAUUGACAGGAGCAUAUAAGGUUGGCAAAAUAUGGCCAAAGGCUAGUACGAUUCCGGCGCUGUUUGACCAGAUAUCUAGAUACAUCAAGGAGGUUCGCGACAGAGUAAAGAGGAAAGAGAGCAUAGAGUUCGCACGUGCGUCCAUUGAAUCUGUCUGCUUUCUGCGAAAAUUCGCCAGGUCAGAAGCGCUGCGGCCGUAUCUUGAAGGAAAGAAAGUCACACCCGUCAUCAAGAAAGAGGUGUUUAAUGGCAAAUAUUAUGACCUGGUGGAUGAGGCUGCAACCAUUAAGAAAUUCUCUCAGGCCAAGAAAAUGAUCCAGGAUUUUGACAAGGCGGACCCGUCCCACAAUGAUAACAUAAAAGCCUCUUGUGACGCAGCUGCUAGGCUACAUGGUGGAUGA
This is a messenger RNA of Aspergillus oryzae RIB40, 714 nucleotides long. RefSeq lists its product as uncharacterized. The transcript is spliced from 2 exons. The coding region runs from base 1 to 714 and encodes 237 amino acids. NCBI's taxonomy places the organism in Eukaryota, Fungi, Ascomycota, Eurotiomycetes, Eurotiales, Aspergillaceae. The record is from RefSeq and is a predicted model, not a curated record.